Messenger RNA from Amoebophrya sp. A25, 302 nucleotides. The record is from the annotation of a GenBank genome assembly. NCBI's taxonomy places the organism in Eukaryota, Dinophyceae, Syndiniales, Amoebophryaceae.
CAAAGCCAAGCACAAAGCCGAAAAACUGUUGAAAAAGAACAUCAAGGAGUCUAACGGUUUUUUGGAUGAAGAGAUGCUGAGGGAGCGCGAGCAUUAUUUCCAGCUAUUGGGUGAUAGCCAUCAGCACGAGCAUAAACACAUCAAGGAGGACGUUCUCGCAAAUGCUGUUGCUGGUGGAGCAGCUGCUUCGUCCCCUGAAGUUGCUGCUCACGAUCAUCCUGAAAGAAUGCGGAAGGUCCGGACCAGUGUGAAAGUACCACCUGAGGAUUACACCGAGGAUGAUCAUGGUUCUGAUGAUGGUG